CUUGGAAAACCCAUCGAAAUUUCGCUCGCCUGCAGGGCUUUGCACAAACUUAUAAAUUUUAUAAUUAUAUCAUGUUUCAAAAUCAGGCAAAUUUGUGUGAGUUGCGAUGAUGUCAUCUAACAUUGGCAUGCGUGAGGAACACAUACAGUUAUUAAGAAGGUUACGGGCCGACAUAGUUCGUGUUCUACAUGUUGAUAAAAUACUGGAUAUCAUGGUCGCUGAUGAAAUUUUCGAUAUAGAAGAUGUGCAAAAUAUCAAAUGUAAAAGUACAAUGGUGGAUAAGGCAAGAGAACUGAUUGAUCAACUGAUAAGAAAAGGUCCAAAUGCUUUUGAAUCAUUUGUUAAAGCAUGUCUAAUCCACCAUCCCAACAUUGCCCAGAAUCUUAUAAAAGAAAGUGGCAUUCAACUACCAACAGUAGCACAUGAUAACAGGCAGACUCAUCAUGAUGUAACACUUCGGGUACUUGAUUAUUGUUCAAAAAACUUAACAUUGCCAGACUGUAAAAUUUUAGCACGUGACUUGGGUGUAUCUCAUGUAGAUAUGGACACAAUCUAUCAUGACAAUCCAGCCGAUACUGAAACUCAGAAAUACUUGAUGUUGAAAAAAUGGCAUACACGUUGUGGAAGUUCUGCCACUUUGGAUAUUUUGUACCAUAAACUUGAGAAUAAUGGACAAAAAGCAGUGGCUGAAGGCUGUCAAGUUUACAUGAGCCAAAAUGCAGAGGUGCAGAUGGAGGUGCAGGUGGAAGAGCCAAUGAACUCUCAUCAGUGUUUGCUUAGAGAUACUAAUUUUAUGCAAUGCAUAGCAAAUGUACCUGAUUUGUCAAUGGAACAUUUUAAUGUUAUAGUUAACCAUCUACAGUGUACACCAGAACAAACAGAACUACUCGAACAGAAUUUAUCACUCCAACACUUCUUGCAAUCAUGGUGUCCACAUUCACUAAGCCAAUGGUGCCACUUGGUGGAGGUAUUAGAGAGAGAAAAAUAUGGUGUGAAUAGAAGAGAUGUCAGUGAUUUAUUGCAAAGAUAUCUGCCUCCUGGUAUACGUACUGCAGGGCCCAAAUUGGAAAGAUCAACAAGAAUUAAAGAUAUUGGAUAUGAUUUGUGGCAAAAACUGGUCUUAGAAUUAAGCGUCCAAAAAGAAAACGGUCGUGACUGGCGAUUGGUUGCAUCAAAGUUGGGUAUUCCACAGAAUCUAAUUUCCUUGUGGAAACAAAAUGAAAAAACACCAAUGGAAAAUGUGCUACAAACCUGGGCGCCAGACACCAAUGCAACAGUUGGUUUUCUUUAUGACCUGUUAGUGGACAAUGGAAUGUCAGAUGAGGCUUCUAUACUGGAAACUGACUGA
Messenger RNA from Saccoglossus kowalevskii, 1348 nucleotides. RefSeq lists its product as uncharacterized. Gene Ontology annotation, biological process: signal transduction; regulation of apoptotic process. Gene Ontology annotation, molecular function: death domain binding; protease binding. The record is from RefSeq and is a predicted model, not a curated record. Lineage: Eukaryota; Metazoa; Hemichordata; Enteropneusta; Harrimaniidae.